This is a messenger RNA of Physella acuta, 5361 nucleotides long. Its product is annotated as BRCA1-associated protein. Gene Ontology annotation, biological process: protein ubiquitination; Ras protein signal transduction. The record is from RefSeq and is a predicted model, not a curated record. Gene Ontology annotation, molecular function: ubiquitin protein ligase activity; zinc ion binding. Lineage: Eukaryota; Metazoa; Mollusca; Gastropoda; Physidae. Gene Ontology annotation, cellular component: cytoplasm.
CAAAGUGUACAUAAAUUUCAUCUGUAAACAGUUCUUAGUUGUGUAUAAAAAAAAAAAGUAAAAAAAAAAAAAAGUGAUGAAUAAAUAUUAUAAAUAGAUUCUAGAUCUAGAUUCUAGAAUGCUUGCAGUUAAAAUGAAAGUAGCUAACUAAACCAGAAAAUAGAAAAUACGAUUGAUAAGAUUAUUAGGUUAGUUUACAACAGUCCAAUUUAAAAAAAAAAUUGAUUUUGCCUUCUUUUGCUGGGACAGUUUCUUGAAAUCUUCAGUGAAAUUCAGUCAGUUGUUAAAAAGCACUGCAUUACCUAAAGUCUUCACUGAAACGGUGUAACCUAAGUGUAAAGUUAUAAAUGUUAUUCACCUGUGGACGGCAAAUCAAAAUUAAUGCUUCAUAACUUUAUUCAUUCAGUGCAGUCUGUAAUUCAUUAAAUGAGGUCAAAUGUUGAUUUCACUGCUGACUCUAAGGCUUGAGCUUCCAAGCGAUGCCCCAGAUUUAAAGUUUUUCAAAACUUAUUCAGCUAAAGCUAGAGGCCAGAACCAGUUCACCAAGCUAGAAACCAAAACUUAUGCAUCGGUUGCCAGGGGCUUAUCAACAGCUGUAGAUCACCAGCCACCACACAAGACCAUCCAAGCAGAAACCAGUAAAAGGGACAAAACCCACCCCCACCUCACUCUGUCAGAAAGGCGCGAGAGACAUUCUAGUUCCAGUGACAGCCCAUUCCAGAUUUCUUCACUGGAAUCAGAGUUAUCUUCAGAAAGUUCCGCUCUCACUGUUGGCUGCUCGGAUGUGACAGAGAAAACACCUGCGGAUAAUUUAACUUGCAGAGGGAGGCGUGUGUUUAGAGAGAUUCACAUAGAGCUCAUAGAAGAGAAAGAACUUGAAGCCUUGAUCAUGUCGGAAGAUUCAGAUGUGUCUUUAGUCAAUAUACUUGAGCAGGAGCCAUCAACUAGUCGAGGAGAAAAGAGGCAUAGUGCUAGUGGAGAUGAUGAUGUAGAGGAUGGAGAAGAAAAGUUUCAAGUUGCUCAUCGUGAGAGAAAGACCAAGUCUGAGUCAGAGGACAGGUCAUCGGGCUCGCAUAUCACAGGUCACCGUCCCAAAAGCCACAGUCCCACCAACAAAAUGCUGGGCACUGUGCGCUUCUACAGCGGCAACCCUUCAGUGGAGUUGACCAAUGGGAUACUUCACAUAUACAAGGACAGCCAAAUGACAACUUUAGACAAGGAUGUCACCCGUAGUGAAAUGCUGUGCAUGAUGGGAGUGCCAGCUUCAUACACCAUUCAUGAUCUGAUCAAGUUUAUUGCCCCAAUGGGGGACUGUGUGAACUACAUGCAGGUGCUGAGGGAUGCCAUCCCCAACCAGUACAUGCUGUUGAUAAAGUUCAAAGAUCAGACAUCAGCAGAUAACUUCUACACAUACUUCAACAACCGGCCCUUCAACUCUAUAGAGCCUGAUAUCUGUCAUCUGGUGUAUGUGGCAAAAAUUGAAGUCGUCAAUGAAACUGAGGGAGGAAGCUUACCUCUCUUGGAUAUGACAGAGUUACCCAACUGUCCAGUUUGUCUAGAAAGAAUGGAAGAAUCUGUAGAUGGAAUCCUCACAGUAUUAUGUAAUCAUGCGUUCCACACACAUUGUCUAGCACAGUGGGGAGAUACUAGCUGUCCUGUGUGUAGAUACUGUCAAACCCCAGAGGCUGUAGCUGACCAGCGCUGCAUGCAGUGUGGUUCUCAUGAGAGCUUGUGGAUCUGUCUCAUAUGUGGCAAUGUGGGCUGUGGUCGAUAUGUGGAUCAGCACGCCUACAAGCAUUUCCAAGACACAAACCACACGUACGCUAUGCAGCUGGGAACCAACCGUGUUUGGGAUUACGCUGGGGAUAAUUACGUGCAUCGUCUUGCCCAGAACAAGUCUGAUGGGAAGCUGGUUGAAGUUGAUGAAGGUGGUAACGAGAUCCAGGAGGAGAAACUAGACUCAAUCACACUUGAGUACACCUAUCUGCUCACCACCCAGUUAGAGUCACAGAGACUGUAUUUCAUGGAGCAAAUACAGGAGGCUGUAAAAGAUGUGGAGACUAAGCUGAAAGAGUCAACUGAUCGGUUAGAGAAAGAGAGACUGGAGAGAGAGAAAACUGAAUGUAAAUUAUCUGAAGUCAGCAAAGAGAAAUUUAGCUUGGAGAAGAAAGUGGCACAGUUAACAGCUCGUACGUCUAAAGUGGCAUCUGAUUUACAAGAUGAACGUCAGAUGAACAAAAGUCUCCUAGAGAAUCAGCAGGUCUGGCAGGGGAAGAUAACCAUGCUGGAAGAACGGCUAAAGCAGAUUUCUGACAAGAAAGAUCAGGAAAUAGCAGAGUUGCAGGAACAGCUUAGGGAUGUGAUGUUUUUCUUGGACGCCCAGCAAAAGUUUGCCAACAGCCCAGGCAUCACCCAAGACGAGCUCCAGGGAGCGCAGGUCAUUGUGGGGGAGUCGGCUGCCACACCAGGGAACCGAGGGAAGAAAAGUAGAAAGAAAAGAUAAACCUGUCCUGUGUAUUUUAAAAAACGAACAUUUUUCUUCCUAUUUUUGAAAAAAAAAAGUUGUUUGCCAUGAAGGGAAAAAGUAAAAACUGGAGUUCAGAUACCCUGAUUUUUAAAAAUUUGACAAAUGGUUGUGCAACACAGUUCUUGAGUUAAUUAUCCAGAAGGUUGGAGAAUUGUUUCUCUCUUUGGUAAAUUAUAUGCGUUGUAGUAUAAAGUUAAGCAGUUUAGAAUUGAACAUAACAUUUAAGCAAAUUAAUUUCAAUGAAUAAAUAUUGUGAUUAAUGAUUGUAAGUCUUAAGUUUUUUAUUUUUAAUUAGGGGAUUUAUAAAUUCAAAUUUUUACACAUUUGAAUAAUUUAUUUGAUUUAUUUCCUUUUUUUAUUAUUUAAAGCAAAUGAAACUGAUUCAGAUUUUUAAACAUUCCUUCCAUAAUGUUCUUACAUUACACAUAAUUAGAAAUUUUAUUAAUAGAAGCAUAAGUAAAUUUACCUUUUUUCAGUGGCAGAGCUCUAUUAGGGAAGUUAAAAUUACAAAUUAAAUGCAUUCCAUGGUCUCAAAUUGUUUUAUUCUACUGUUUUCUUUUUCUGUUUCAUCAAUUUUAAAUUUUGUCAGAUCAAGCAAAAUACUGUACAAAUUUUAGAUAAAUAUAAGAACAUAUAUCCUAUUUUGGCCAUUGGUUUUUACCAAAUAAAACCAAAACAGGAAAAAAGUCUUAUUUAAAUUUAAACGUUUUGAAUACUUCCAAUUAUUUAACUGCUGCUUAUUUCCCUUGAGCAGACCAAGUGUGACCAAGGCAGUUAUGUAAUAAGACUUUUAGUUAAAUUCAGCAUUUACUGUUUGUUUUUGGCUUUUCUCAUUCUGUUCAUACAUUUUACCUACUAUGAUAAAACCUAUUGCUUUGCACCUUGAGCUAUUUUAAGCUUAAAUUGAAGAUUUGAAUGGGUCUAUGUUAUAGAUGUCUUAAUUUUAGUAAUAUCAAAUUCUUUUUUUUAGAUUUUGUAGCAUUUAAAUCUUUUUUUUUUAAUUUUUAAGCCAGUAUAACUUAGUUUAAAAAAUCUAGAAAGUAAAUUUGAAAUUUCUCAUUCACUGAUUUUGGACUGUUAAUAGUAAAACUAUCGUUACUCAGUGCCAAUUAAUCUGAUUCCUAAAGUAUUUUCAACAUUGAAAUCAGCAUCAAAAUUGCUUGAACACCCAUUGAACAACUUAUAAUCGGCCGUGGAUGCUAAACAACUCCUACCAUUGCGGAGGGUCACAUUUCAAAAAUAGUUUGUGUCUUCACACAUUUAUGAGGUAAUUUUGAAUUAAUAACUUUCUGGCCUCACGUUUUAUAACUCAAGUGCAACAUUUUUGACAUACAAAUGUAUAUGUACUAUGAUUUAUAUAAAAGUAAAAUUCACAUUUAAUUGGAAAUUAAAAAUUUUGUUAUAAAGAUGCUAAAUUGCUGUAUGUGUGUACUUGUUACCUUGAAGUAAUUACAGCUUUACCAUAUGAGGUACUAAGUCCAACUGCCGCAAAUGAUUUAACUAGUCAUCACCAUCUACUGCCACUGAUGCUGGAGUAUCGGCUACCAGUUACAUCUCCCCUGAGUUCUCUGUCCUUGGCCACAUUCUCUAGUUUUCUGCAAGGGGCCACCCUCUUGAUGUGAGUUCUCUGUCUUUGGGCACAGUCUAAAGAGCUUUUUGACUCAGGCCAACCUAACAAUAGUCUCCAGAGUUUGACAUGGCCCACCUUGAUUAGAGUUCUCUGUACUGAGCCACAUUCUCCAGAAUUCUGUAAAGGUGACUCUCCAGUGUUCUCUUACUUUGGCCACUCUCUCCAGUUAUCUGCUUAGGGUCGCCCUUUCCAUUAGGUUCUACUUGUGACCCAUCUCAAUAACAUCUGCCUUAUGUUCUAGUUGCAAGAUGUUUUUGGGAUGUGUCUAUUACGCUUGACUCAUGGGUUCCUAAAGAUAAAAUAAAAUACACUAUUUUAUACUUUCAAAAUAUCAUUUUAACUCUUCCAUUUAGCAGUAAUAUUCAUUAUGGUACAACUGUUCUGUAUUUAUUGCCAUAAUUUUUAUUUUAUUUUAAAAAGUGGUCAUAUUUCUUUUGAUUCUGUAGUAAUAUUUAUAUUGUGAAAUUUAAUUACAAGAACUUGGUGGUAUUAGUUUAGUUAAAUGUUUAAUAUUUUAUAUUUGUGAAAACAAAAUGCAACUGGGUACUUACAAGAUCGCUGCUAUCUCUUGUACUGUGCAAACUUUCUGAUUACAUUUUUAAAAAUUUUUCUUCCUAUGUUCAUAAACAAUUUGCUUUUCCCUAAGGGAAAUCCGUAAAGCGUUUUUUUUUUUUUGCAUUUGAAUGUGUUGUAACUAAAUCCUGCAAUUCAUUAUUAAUAUUAAUGUGUAAGUAUUAUAAUAAUUGUGUUGUAAAUAAGUGCAUAUUUGAUUUGCUACGUUGUCUAUAUUAUUUUAAUAUAAGUAUUUAGGAUUCUAAAAAUGUGUCUUUUUUAAAUUUACACUUUUAAUUAUUUCACUCAGAAAAUUCAAAAUUGUUUUGAAUACAUGGAAUUCAUUUUCAUGCCUGUGAUGUAAAAAUAAUUAUUUUUUGUACCUUGGUACAACCUAAUUAUGUAAUAUUUAACAAACUGAGUCACCAUGAUAAUUUAAUAUAAGAUAAAAAAAUUAGUCAUAUGUUUUUGAAUGAUUUGAAAAUUAGCACCUUGUCUCUUAUCCUAAAAAUCUUAUUAGUAUAUUGAGUUGAGCUGACAGGAUCUUCCAAAUAUUAUUUUUAAUCAGCCCUCUGAUGUAAAAUUAAACUCAAACCGAGCUCUAAAAACUACACAAUCCUGUUUUUAAACUAGUGGCUGAUCGAGGAAAAAC